CACCCGGCGUCACCAGGAAGUGCGCUGAACCCACGCAGGCAACAUGGCGGAGUGCACAGACGCACGCGACGAAGAGAUGCCUGAGCUCUCUGACGAAGAGGAGGAUGAAGAACAGUGGCUGGAGGAGGAAGAGGAGGAGGAGGAGGAGGCGGCGGUCAGCUGUCUGUUCUGUGACAGGUCUCUGAGCUCUGUCCCUGCCACCUUGCAGCACUGCACAGCCGAGCAUCACAUCAACCUUGUGGACGUGAUCAGAAAACACAGUUUAGACGACUACGGAUACAUCAAGAUGAUCAACUUCAUCCGGUCAAAAAAAUGUGAUGCAUCCUGUUUGACGGGGCUGUCGGACGGCCCCUUGCCCUGGGAGAGUGAAGACUUCCUGCGGCCUGUCCUCCAGGACGACCCCCUGCUGCAGACAGAUCCUGAGGAGCUCUGUGACAGUCAGGGGUCAGGUGUGUCGGCGUGCCCGUCGUCCGGGGCUGGGUCCCAUGAUGCACUGCUGCAGAGGGCCCAGGCCGCCGAGGAGAGGGCCCGUCAGUCGGAGGAGGCGUUGUCCCGCGCCAUGGACGACCUGCACAAACUCAAGCUUCUGGCUCAGGGGCUGGUGCUGAAUGCAGCAACGGGCCGAGCCGGUAACCUGGGCACCGUGGCCGAGCUCCGGGAGGACGAGGACGAGGCCUACUUCGGCUCCUACGGCCAUUAUGGCAUCCACGAGGAGAUGCUGAAGGACAAAGUGCGCACGGAGAGUUACCGAGACUUCAUGUACCGCAACCCUGAUGUGUUCAGAGACAAGGUGGUGCUAGACGUGGGCUGUGGCACUGGCAUACUGGCCAUGUUCGCUGCCAGAGCCGGGGCCAAGAUGGUUAUUGCAGUCGACCAAUCAGAAAUCAUCUAUCAAGCCAUGGACAUAGUGAGGGCCAACCAGUUGGAGGACAAGAUCACUCUGAUUAAAGGACGCAUUGAAGACAUCAGCCUCCCUGUGGAGAAGGUGGACAUCAUCAUCUCGGAGUGGAUGGGUUACUUCUUGCUGUUUGAAUCCAUGCUGGACUCUGUGCUGUACGCCAGGGACCUCUACUUAGCUGAUGGCGGCUCAGUCUAUCCAGACCUUUGUAACAUCAGCCUGGCAGCAGUGGGCGACACGCAGAGGCACCAAGACCGCAUUGCAUUCUGGGACGACGUGUACGGCUUCAACAUGGCGUGCAUGAAGAAAGCGGUGGUGCCCGAGGCCGUGGUCGAGGUGGUGAAAGCAGACUCCCUCAUCUCUGAACCUGCAGUCAUACAGACGCUUGACUGUAACAGAGUUUGCCUGUCUGAGCUGGAGUUUGCAUCGGACUUCUGCUUAAAGAUAACAAACACUACAGAAUGCACUGCAGUUGUCGGCUACUUUGACAUUUUCUUCGACAAAGGCUGCGGCAACAAGGUGACGUUCUCCACGGGUCCUCAAGACACAAAGACGCACUGGAAACAGACUGUGUUCCUGCUGGAGAGGCCCAUUCCUGUCCAAGCAGGGGAGGAGCUCCAGGGAAAGAUCAACGUGCGUAAGAACAAGAAGGAUCCUCGCGCGCUGCUCGUCACCCUUGAACUCGGAGACAGGAAGCAGACCUACAGCCUUCAGUGACAUCGACCUUCACGUAGCUCAGCUAAUAUAGACCUUUUUUUUUAAAUUGACACUUCACAACAUAUGACAGUAGGGGAGUAAAAUACUUGAUUCUUAUGUUUUAAAUGUAAGAAAUGUUUCUGUACCUUAAUAACAAUAAAAAACAUGAGAUUUC
Molecule: messenger RNA, 1769 nt
Organism: Hippoglossus stenolepis (Pacific halibut)
Lineage: Eukaryota; Metazoa; Chordata; Actinopteri; Pleuronectiformes; Pleuronectidae
Gene: prmt3
Product: protein arginine methyltransferase 3
Exons: 16
Coding region: 44-1615 (523 amino acids)
Biological process (GO): peptidyl-arginine methylation
Cellular component (GO): nucleus
Molecular function (GO): protein-arginine N-methyltransferase activity
Source: RefSeq, a predicted model, not a curated record